AAUUUUUUGAUUGGGUAACCCUAAAAUUCUGCUUGUCAUUUCCCUCUGACAUCCUGACCUUCCGCUACAGCAGUUACAGCUAAUUGGUGUAAAAAACACAACUUCAGCAAUUCAGCAAAAGAAGCAAAAAGUUUCUCCUCAAAAGUUAAUUCUAGAGAGAGAAAGUGAUAAAAUGUCUGGCAUUCAAUUCCAUUCAUCGAUUUCUCAUGCUGCUCUCCGGGAGUGGGCAGAAAGUGGAACGGAAAUAGGACCGGCAAAUCUCAUGUAUCCCAUAUUUGUUGUGGAGAAUGAUGAUGCCGUCGAGGAGAUUCCCAGCAUGCCGGGUGUCAAGAGAUACGGUGGGAAUAUUCUGCUGGAUGUCCUAGCACCACUCGUGGCGAAAGGAUUGAAAUCAAUUUUACUCUUUGGGGUGAUUGAUAAACUUCCAAAGGAUUCAACGGGAUCUUCAGCAGACUCAUCUCAGAAUCCCAUCAUUCGUCUUUUACCUCGUAUUCGUUCACGAUUCCCGGAUCUCUUGGUGACGUGUGAUGUAUGCUUGUGCCCGUACACAGAUCACGGUCACUGUGGGAUUCUCCGAGAAGAUGGGACAAUUGAGAAUGAAGCCAGUAUUGAACGUCUGGCAAAAAUAAGUCUAGCCUACGCAAAGGCAGGUGCUAAUGUUGUUGCCCCAUCGGACAUGAUGGAUAAUAGGAUUCGCGCCAUAAAGGACAUCCUGAGACGUGAAGGUCUACAAGAAAAGGUUUCUGUCCUGUCGUACGCUGUAAAGUUUGCAUCUGGAUUCUAUGGGCCCUUCCGGGAUGCUGCUAAAUCAGCUCCUGCCUUUGGAGAUCGAAGUUGCUACCAAUUGCCUCCAGGAUCGAGGGGUUUAGCCUCCCGUGCAGCAGCGAGAGAUGUGGAAGAAGGGGCUGAUAUGCUAAUGGUGAAACCAGGAUUAGCGUAUCUGGACAUUAUUCGCGACACUAAGAAUCAAUUCCCCAAUCAUCCACUGUUUGUCUACCAAGUGAGCGGUGAAUACGCCAUGAUUCACUGGGCAGCAGAAAAAGGAGCUCUAGAUUUGCGUCGGGCCCUAUUUGAGGUUCUAAAAUCCUUCCGAAGGGCGGGGGCGGAUGUGAUCAUUACCUACUUUGUUCCCCGGAUUCUCGAGGAAAUCUCCAAAAAAUAGCAUAUUGAAUUAGGGUUGUACCAAAAAUUUGGGACCAUACCUUCAUGUGGUGUAUUCUUCAUGUGCUUCCUGGUCAUUGCAUGUUUGGAGAGGUCAAUAAAACGCGGGCAAAGUC
This is a messenger RNA of Lutzomyia longipalpis, 1277 nucleotides long. RefSeq names its product delta-aminolevulinic acid dehydratase. NCBI's taxonomy places the organism in Eukaryota, Metazoa, Arthropoda, Insecta, Diptera, Psychodidae. Gene Ontology annotation, cellular component: cytosol. The coding region runs from base 173 to 1162 and encodes 329 amino acids. Gene Ontology annotation, molecular function: porphobilinogen synthase activity; zinc ion binding. Gene Ontology annotation, biological process: heme biosynthetic process. The transcript has 2 exons. The record is from RefSeq and is a predicted model, not a curated record.